AUGGCGCAGGCUUCACCACUGGAGCGGCAAUUGGAGCUAACCCGGGAACCCACGAAUGAAGGCAUUGGCAAAGUGACCGCAUACUCGUUCGCUAAGCAUGGCGUCCACCAACUAGCUCUGGCCGAUAUCAACCUCUCCGCAGCACAGACGGCCGCCCGAGAGAUUCAAUCCAUGGCCAAAACAGUGGGCCAGUUCGGUAGGAUCGAUUUUGCCGUGAAGAAUGCGGGGAUUGGGCGCUCCAUGGAUCUAUCGGCCGAGCAUAACGUGGAAGAAUGGUCCAAGACCCUGGAUGUGGAUAUGACUCUCAGUAGCCGUGCCAAGAUAAGGGUGAUGCUGCGGCAGGAAAAGUUGAAGAACUCUUCGCCAUAUUACCGAGGUGUCAUCAUCAAUUUAGCCUCUAUACACGCCUUGAUCGCAACAUCUCUGUGCGUUCCUGUGGUGACGUACACAGCAUCGAAACACAGAGUCAUCGGCUUUACGUGGGCGGACGCCGUCCUAUAUGCGCCAAACGGAAUCAGAAUCAAUGCCAUGUGCCCUGGAUACGUGGCAACGUCUCUCGUCCAAAGUAUCAUGCAGACUGAUGUGAUCCAGAAAGAAAUCCCAAAAAUACCCGCAAGUAGAAUGGUGGAGAUGGUCGAAAUCGCCGAUCAUAUCACUUUCCUUGCGUCACCGAUGAGCAGCUAUAUAUAUGGGGCGGCGAUGCUAGCGGAUGGGUAA
This is a messenger RNA of Penicillium maclennaniae, 717 nucleotides long. Its product is annotated as SDR family NAD(P)-dependent oxidoreductase. Gene Ontology annotation, molecular function: oxidoreductase activity, acting on the CH-OH group of donors, NAD or NADP as acceptor. The transcript is spliced from 3 exons. NCBI's taxonomy places the organism in Eukaryota, Fungi, Ascomycota, Eurotiomycetes, Eurotiales, Aspergillaceae. The record is from RefSeq and is a predicted model, not a curated record. Bases 1 to 717 code for a protein of 238 amino acids.